Molecule: messenger RNA, 921 nt
Organism: Nelumbo nucifera (sacred lotus)
Lineage: Eukaryota; Viridiplantae; Streptophyta; Magnoliopsida; Proteales; Nelumbonaceae
Product: soluble inorganic pyrophosphatase 4-like
Biological process (GO): phosphate-containing compound metabolic process
Cellular component (GO): cytoplasm
Molecular function (GO): magnesium ion binding; inorganic diphosphate phosphatase activity
Source: RefSeq, a predicted model, not a curated record
GAAGCGGGAAUGCGCACAUCAUUCGUAGCACAGCUCUCGACUCGUUCUAUUUAAUUGCAUUACCCCCACGGGUUUCUUUACACAAUCCUUUGCCGUUCUUCUCACUCAUUCUCUCCUUUUUUCGAGAUCUGAGAUUAUCUUCUUCUUCUUCUUUGGUUUCCGCCUCUGUUCUCGUGCCCGCACUGCUUCAGGUUGCAGUUAUGACUCCACCUAUUGAGACUCCAAACAAGGCAAUUGCAUCAACCCAACAGCUGCAUCCUCCUCUCAAUGAAAGGAUACUCUCAUCCAUGUCUAGGAGGGCAGUUGCUGCACACCCCUGGCAUGAUCUUGAGAUAGGACCUGGAGCUCCAACAAUUUUUAACUGUGUGGUUGAAAUAGGAAAAGGGAGUAAGGUGAAAUAUGAACUGGACAAGAAAACUGGCCUGAUCAAGGUCGAUCGUGUACUUUAUUCAUCAGUUGUAUAUCCCCAUAACUAUGGUUUCAUUCCACGAACACUCUGUGAGGACAAUGAUCCAAUGGAUGUUUUGAUCCUCAUGCAGGAACCAGUUCUUCCUGGAUGUUUUCUCCGGGCUAAAGCCAUAGGCCUCAUGCCUAUGAUCGAUCAGGGAGAGAAAGAUGAUAAGAUAAUUGCGGUGUGUGCUGAUGAUCCCGAGUACCGACACUACACUGAUAUCAAGGAGCUCCCACCCCAUCGUUUGGCUGAGAUCAAGCGUUUCUUUGAAGAUUACAAGAAAAAUGAAAACAAGAAAGUUGCAGUUAAUGAGUUUCUGCCGGCAUCUACAGCCUAUGAAGCCAUCCAACACUCUAUGAAUCUUUAUGCUACCUACAUUGUGGAGAGCCUGAGGAGAUAGGCAGGUUCAUCACAGUAGUUGGUUUCAUACAAGGGCUUAUCUGAUUUUCACACGAAUGGAUGUCAAUAGG